UGACGGGCUGAGGUCAGGUGAGGUCAGGCUUGUGUCAACAUCAUGUGACUGUCAGUGGUGCUAUCAAGAUUUGAAACUUCAGAGUAUCGCUGAGUCUCUACACAAGGGUUACAGAUUACCUGGAGGGCGGGGCUGUGGUGACGAUUAUCAGUACAGUGGUUUGGAGAUGGGGUGUUGUGGCUGGCUAUGGAACAGCUGGCUGUGCCUGGGACUGGGCAUCCUCCCCAUCUCUGUGGGGAUCCUGACUGCUGCAACAUUCGCCAUAUCAUAUAGCAUAGCUGUGGUCCUGAAGCAUGUGGCUCCUGGCUUCCCUUACAUCAGUGAUACAGGUACAGAACCACCAGAAAGCUGCAUAUUUGGACAGCUGCUCAACAUCACAGCUAUGCUUGUUGCUGCAACAGUUUACGUCCGCUACAAACAGGUUCUUGAGUACAACCACAGGCCAGAGGACAGUGGUCUCCUACUGCUGAACAAAUUCUCUGCCUGGCUGGGAAUGUUUAUAUCUCUGGGCAUGAGCCUGGUGGCAAACUUCCAGGAAAGCAGCGUCAUCAUAGUUCACGUUGUCGGGGCCUUCAUGUGUUUUGGGUGCGGAAUCGUCUACGGUUUUCUCCAGACGGUGAUGUCAUACAAGAUGUACCCACACCAGAACAGCCUGGCCGUCUGUAGAGUCAGACUUGUGGUCCUUGUUCUCGCUACACUGUGCUUCAUCACUACAAUAGUUGCAGGUGGUCUGGCAGCAAGGGACUACCACGGGACAGACAUCGAGAAGUGGCUGCCUGAGGAUGGGGGAUUUGUCCCCCACGUGGUGAGUACAGCAGCAGAGUGGGGCAUGUCCAUCUGCUUCAUCCUCUUCUUCUUCACGUACAUCCGAGAGUUCCAGAAGAUCACCAUGGAGGCUCAGGUCCGCCUCUUCACCGACGUCAUGGCGCUUCCCUGUGACCUGGAGAGGAGUGUGGGCAGUGAAGAGAUCAUCCCCACGUGAUCCACAUGUGCUCAGACACUAGUCCAUGUUUUUUUAUUGAUUAAGACCACAACAAUUUGAUCUCUGGGUUCUCAGAUUUUUCCAGGAAGCAGGCAGCAAAAAAAAAA
This is a messenger RNA of Branchiostoma belcheri (Belcher's lancelet), 1089 nucleotides long. RefSeq names its product DNA damage-regulated autophagy modulator protein 2-like. The transcript is spliced from 8 exons. The record is from RefSeq and is a predicted model, not a curated record. Bases 167 to 982 code for a protein of 271 amino acids. NCBI's taxonomy places the organism in Eukaryota, Metazoa, Chordata, Leptocardii, Amphioxiformes, Branchiostomatidae.